Messenger RNA from Penicillium lagena, 801 nucleotides. RefSeq names its product putative nicotinamide N-methyltransferase Nnt1 (gene efm7). The record is from RefSeq and is a predicted model, not a curated record. Gene Ontology annotation, biological process: peptidyl-lysine dimethylation. The transcript is spliced from 3 exons. Lineage: Eukaryota; Fungi; Ascomycota; Eurotiomycetes; Eurotiales; Aspergillaceae. Gene Ontology annotation, molecular function: protein-lysine N-methyltransferase activity. The coding region runs from base 1 to 801 and encodes 266 amino acids.
AUGGACGACGACGUUGGGACGGGGGACCUGUUCCAGGACCCCGAGGGUUUCUAUCCGGACGAAAAACCGCCCUCCUUCGCCGAGCACCGCAUGCUCUCCGGUCAGACCGUGCGCGUGCGGCUCGUGGGCAACCACCCUCUCUACGCCGAUCUACUGUGGAAUGCCGGUCGGACCAGUGCGCAUUACAUCGAACAGCACACCACCAACUUGAUCCGCGGCAAAGAUGUCCUCGAGAUCGGUGCCGCCGCGGGCGUGCCGAGUAUCGUCAGCGCUGUCCAGGGUGCUCGCACCGUCGUCAUGACCGACUACCCGGACCUGGAACUGGUGGAGAAUAUGCGAUAUAAUGCCGACCUGGCCAAGACGAUGAUUGCUGCCGCGCCAGAUGGUCAAUCCCGACUCCAUGUCGAGGGCUAUAAAUGGGGCAGCCCCGUGGACAACCUCCUGGCGUAUCUGACUCCUCUGCCAGAUGGGGAGUCGCCACGGUUUGACGUUCUGAUCAUGGCGGAUGUAGUGUAUGCUCACCGCGAGCAUCCGAAUUUGAUCAAGACGAUGCAGCAGACCCUCAAGAAGGACCCGGGGUCGGUGGCUCUGGUCAUCUUCACUCCGUAUGAACCCUGGCUGCUGCCCAAGACCGAACAAUUCUUUCCGCUCGCCGAGGCCAGCGGGUUUACCGUGACCAAGAUUUUCGAAAAACUCAUGGACGAGGUCUUGUUUGAAAAUGACCCGGGAGAUGAGAGGCUUCGGCGGACCGUGUUUGGGUAUGAGCUCAGAUGGGCCCCCGACGAGUUGAAGAGCAAGUAA